UGAACCUUAUAAAGAAAAUUAUGGAAACCCAGCGGGCAACAACUGAUAAAAUUGAUCAGUUGCUAACCAAAAUUGAUCGUCAAGGUGCUGAGUUAAUUUCAUUAAGGAGUGAAGUUUCAUCUAUAAAAGCACGAGUUUGCGGCGAGGCCCAUAAGCCAAAAUUGACGUUGCCAAUGUCUCCAUUAGUUACAUUUGAGGCCUUCGAAGCAUUUGAAGAAAGUAUCAAAGAAGAGCAGUCCUUUAAAAAUUUGGUCAUGGAAUUAGUCGCCAAUUCUGAAAAAACGUAUGAUAAAUUUAUCAGGAGCUCAUGGCGCCUAUUGAUAUCGGAUGACGUAGCAAGACAAUGUUCUUGGCGUGGAACAGAUACGAAAAAGUGUGUUAGAGGCCUUCGAAUCACAUUGGCAAUACGUAAUGCAUUCAAGCAAAAGUUCGCACUUGAAGACAGUGACUUUGACCGCGUUACACAGAAGUUUUUUCAAUACGCGCAGGAAAGACUGGCAAGAUUAGAAAAAUGUAAUUCAAAAAUACCUAAAAUAUAAUGUUCUUGGUGAAUUAGUUAUUAACAUAUUGAUGGUCCUGUGGAUUAACGACACAAUUCAAAAUUCAAAAAAUAAAAACCCUUACUAAUGUUAAGUGACUCAUGUCUCUAAUCCUUGUCGGAUCUAUGUAUAAUCUUUAGUAAUUACUUUAGUAAUCCUUACUGCUUACUUUAGUAAGGGCUGGAAAUGGAUUAGACAAGGAUUAGAGACAAGAGCCACUUAACAAUAGUAACGGUUUUUUGAAUUUUGAAUUGUGUCGUUAUUGCAGAGGAGCAUCGCUAUUUAUACGUAC
Messenger RNA from Rhagoletis zephyria (snowberry fruit fly), 831 nucleotides. RefSeq lists its product as uncharacterized. NCBI's taxonomy places the organism in Eukaryota, Metazoa, Arthropoda, Insecta, Diptera, Tephritidae. The record is from RefSeq and is a predicted model, not a curated record.